Molecule: messenger RNA, 489 nt
Organism: Trichobilharzia regenti
Lineage: Eukaryota; Metazoa; Platyhelminthes; Trematoda; Strigeidida; Schistosomatidae
Source: the annotation of a GenBank genome assembly
AUGGUCGAUGAAGCUACUAAAAAGACUCUUGCUGCCAUACCACUCCUUAAAACCAAAGCUGGUCCAUUAGAUGGAGAAAUGUGGGUUCAAAGAUUAAAAGAGGAGUACCAAGCCCUGAUAAAGUAUGUUGAAAAUAACAAGGCAGCGGACAACGACUGGUUUCGAAUUGAGUCAAAUCAAAAUGGAACCAGGUGGUAUGGAAAAUGUUGUGACAUGAAAAAAUAUGAAUUCGAUCUCAAUUUUGAUAUACCUGUCUCCUACCCAAGUACAAAUCCGGAACUUGCUUUACCAGAACUCGAUGGGAAGACGGCAAAAAUGUACAGAGGAGGCAAAAUAUGCCUUACAGAUCAUUUCAAGCCUUUGUGGUCUAGGAAUGUCCCAAAAUUCGGCAUUGCUCACGCAAUUGCACUCGGUUUGGGUCCUUGGCUAGCAGUGGAGAUACCUGAUCUAAUAUCAAAGGGAAUAGUUAAAUACAGAGAUGAUGAGUAA